Tupaia belangeri chinensis (Chinese tree shrew) is the source of this 1074-nucleotide messenger RNA. Its product is annotated as olfactory receptor 1571. Gene Ontology annotation, biological process: G protein-coupled receptor signaling pathway. Lineage: Eukaryota; Metazoa; Chordata; Mammalia; Scandentia; Tupaiidae. Gene Ontology annotation, molecular function: olfactory receptor activity. Gene Ontology annotation, cellular component: membrane. The record is from RefSeq and is a predicted model, not a curated record.
CUCUCCAACCUGUCCUUUGCUGAAAUCUGCUUCACCUCCACAACCCUCCCAAAGAUGCUGGUGAACAUCCAGACACAGAGCAAGGUCAUCACCUAUGCAGGCUGCAUCACCCAGGUGUUUUUUACAGUUUUCCUAGUGUUGGAUGACUUCCUCCUGAGUGUGAUGGCCUAUGACCGGUAUGUGGCCAUCUGUCACCCCCUGCACUACACGGUCAUCAUGAACCCCUGGCUCUGUGGAAAGCUGGUUCUGGCAUCCUGGAUCAUGAGUGUCCUGUAUUCCUUGUUUCAAAUCUUAAUGGUGUUAUAGUUGUCCUUCUUUGUACAUGUGGAAAUCCCCCACUUUUUCUGUGAACUUAAUCAGAUGGUCCACCUUGCCUGCUCUGACACUUUUCUUAAUAACAUGGUGACCUAUUUUGCGUCUGUGCUGCUGGGUGGUGGUCCCGUCACUGGGAUCCUUUAUUCUAAGAUACUUUUCUCCAUUUGUGCAAUCUCAUUAGAUCAAGGGUGGUACAAAGCUUUUUCCACAUGUGCCUCUCGCCUCUCAGUUGUCUCCUUAUUUUAUUGUCUGAGUCUAGGAGUGGACCUUAGUGCUGGUGUUAUCCACUGCUCACUCUCAAAUGCAGCAGCUUCAGAGAUGUACACUGUGGUCUCCCCCAUGCUGAACCAUUUACUCUAUAGUCUAAUGAAUAAAGACAUAAAGAGGACUCUGAAAAUAGUCUUGGGAGGGAAAUUUUGUGGAAGAAAGAUAAAGUCAUCACACUUUCAUCUUGGUCUCUCGAGAGAAGUAAAUCAGGAAAAUGUUAUUCUUUCCAGACCAGUGUCCACAAGGGAAAUCAGAGCUUCAGUCUCCAUCAUCAACAACCCAAGGAGAAAUUCACUCUUCCACAAGAAGACUGUCAUCUCUGAGAGCCCACACAGACUUAGCAAUACAGGCAUCAUUGUGGACAAUUUAGUGAUGGGAAUAGACAUCCAAUUGGAUGAGGAUGAAGAUGGAAUGGGAGAAAUAAAUUAUUUCAGUCAAAUUAGAAAAUGUCCACAGAAAUGUGCAGUUCAUGAAGUAGAGAAAAUAAAAUAA